Molecule: messenger RNA, 2209 nt
Organism: Cladophialophora immunda
Lineage: Eukaryota; Fungi; Ascomycota; Eurotiomycetes; Chaetothyriales; Herpotrichiellaceae
Exons: 3
Coding region: 192-1733 (513 amino acids)
Source: RefSeq, a predicted model, not a curated record
CUGCAGUUUGACCAUACAGGUUUCUUUGCUUUGUAUUCACCGCCAACAAACACAGCAGCACAAAUUGCACGACUUAAACCUCCCGCUCCUCCUCACCUCUUUCCCUCCUUCACUCUUCUUGUCCUACCUUACGUUUUCACCACAUUGACCCCCAGCCAUUUUGGUCUGGAACGGCUUGAACUUUCACUCAAAUGCCCGACAUGGCGCGUUACGAUCCAUUUUCACCUACUUUCGACCAUCCUCUACUGAAUUCCAGUCCUGAUUACAGCUCACGGAACGGCUCAUUGAGAUCCAGUCGCCCCAAUGGAGACCUUGGUGAUGUCACAAACCAAAUGUCUUUUCGUGAACGAAAUAAACGGCUGCGCAGCCUGGAGACGGAGAGAAAUCAGUUGAUCGAGGAACUAUUGUACCAGCUUGACAGUACUCAGAUUCAGCUCGACCGACUGCAGCUUGAGAACAGCAGAGAAGCCCAAUAUAACAGAGAGGGUCAUCUGCGAGAAGCCACCCUUCAUGAACAACUGAUUCAGGUCAAGACAAUUAUGGACCGAAAUCCUUUCGUCACAGUCCUCCUCGAUGGUGAUAGUAUGAUUUUCACAAAAGAGUUAUUGUCAAAGGGUGAAAAGGGUGGUAAAGAGGCGGCAAAUAUGAUUUUUGAUGCUGCGACGGCCUUUACGGCAGAACAUCUCCAUCACCUCGACUCCCCCAAGAUUCUCACACGAAUUUAUGCCAACGUUAAAGCAAUGUCCGAAACCUUGACGAAAAUGAAAAUCAUCGAACGCCCGUCGUUGUUCGAAGACUUUGUGCGCGGCAUGAACAGCACUCAAUUGUCAUUUGACUUUGUCGACGCCGGGACCCGACCUGACGGUACAAAAGAAAAGGUCUUUGACCAGUUCAGGACCAAUCUCUAUGAUUGCCAUUGUCACCAAGUCAUUCUUGGUUGUUCGAGCGACAGCCGUUAUGCGAGACUGCUUGAAGACACAAUAAAGGAUACCACCGUGCUGAGUCACAUCACUUUACUGGAAGGCAUACCAUUUGAAAAAGACGUCGCCACGUUGAAGGACAAUUUCAAGACUGCAAAGUUUGACAAUGUGUUCCGGGCCACGAAGCUGGCUGCUACAUCUGGGAUGCCGAAAGGGCCACUACAAGCAGUCACGGCAACCUUGCCCGCUCUUUCGCGGGUCGAGUCGAAUGGUACGAACGGGUCGACGUCAAGUUCAAGCACACCGGCCUUGACUUGGGCCUCGUUGACAGCGCAACCCUCGGCGCCGGCCUCGAAAGCGCCCAGCACCACGCGGACGUCGACGCCAACCUCGAUGAAAAGUCCAGAGGCUGUCGUUGCGAAGCCUGUGAGCAAGACAAUUGAGAGAAACCGGCAGGGCCAACGCAUUGACAAAGUUGACUGUUCCAUCCCCAAUCACGAGAUUCAGCGCAUCAAGAAACUCAAGCUUUGCAACAUUUUCUACCUCCAGGGUACUUCAUAUUGCACAACCAACAACUGUUCUCACUCGCACACUUAUCCUCUUUCAAAGGGCGAGCGCAACGUGUUGCGGGAAGUUGCCCGCAUGACUCCUUGUUAUUACAAGUUGGACUGUACGGAUCCCGAGUGCAUCUAUGGGCACCGAUGUCCUCAAAACAAGCCAGAUGAGUCAGGCUGCUGGUAUGGCGAGGACUGUCGGUUCUUUGGCUGGGGCCAUGGCAUCGACACCAGGGUGGUGAAGACGACCAAGGUUUGACUCAAGCUGGCCAGGCGAAGAGAAGUCAGUCCGUGGCGGCGCUGGGCAUGAUGUUUUCGUUCACGACUCUGAUCUCUAAACUCUCAGCGGAUGCUUUUCGUCAGGAGCGCUACACACUUUGUUUCAAUAUAUUCCCUGUCCUUUGCGUGGUCUUGAAGCAGAUCUCUCGGCACGACGGCCACUAUUAUCUGGAACGUGAUUGACGGAGAGCUUUGUCCUUACCAGCAGAGGCUACGGUGGAAGUUUCAAGUUUCUGGGACCCUAGAUGUCGGGUUGGUAUCACGGCCAGUCGGAGCCAGGCGCAACAUGUGUGGCAUGUGUAUGUCCGAGCCGGGAAAGUACAAGGGGGAUAGAUAUACAGACAGACCAUGGGCUCGCGCCAGAGCAGGGAGGGAGAGGAGGAGGGGACAGCACAGUUUUGCCUGAUAAGAUACCCCCAGUCGUAUUCUUCGUAUGAAUCAAGCCAUUUAAAUGCC